Messenger RNA from Capsella rubella, 1125 nucleotides. RefSeq names its product pre-mRNA-splicing factor SLU7-A. Lineage: Eukaryota; Viridiplantae; Streptophyta; Magnoliopsida; Brassicales; Brassicaceae. Gene Ontology annotation, cellular component: spliceosomal complex. Gene Ontology annotation, biological process: mRNA splicing, via spliceosome. Gene Ontology annotation, molecular function: pre-mRNA 3'-splice site binding. The record is from RefSeq and is a predicted model, not a curated record.
AUGGCAACAGCUUCAGUUGGUUUUAUGUCUAGGAAAGAUCGUAGGAAGCAAUUCGAAUUAGAGGAAGCUCGUAAAGCUGGUCUUGCUCCAGCCGAGGUAGACAAGAAUGGAAAAGAGAUCAAUCCUCACAUACCUCAGUGUUUGUUAACUCCAUGGUAUGCCAAGUCUCAAGAACAACCUAGUUUGAAGCAGCAUCAAGAGAAUAGGAAAACUCAAGAACCCGUUUCCAUAGAAGCAUGUGAUCAUGAAAGUGGCGCAAAGACUUAUCAUCAUCAUCAAGCCGAGAAGUAUCGUAAAGGAGCGUGUCAAAACUGUGGUGCAAUGACACAUGAUGUUAAAACAUGUAUAGAAAGACCUCGUAAGGUUGGAGCAAAACACACGAACAAGAACAUUGCACCUGAUGAGAGAAUCAAGAGUGUUGAGUUGGACUAUGAUGGUAAGAGAGACCGAUGGAAUGGUUAUGAUACUUCAAACUACCGUUCUGUGAUGGAUAGGUUUGAUGCAAAAGAGGAUGCACGUAAGAAGUAUCUCAAGGAGCAGCACCUUAAGAAACUAGAGGAGAAGAAGAAUAGUGAUGGAGAUGAAGAAGAAGACAACGACUUAAGAGUUGAUGAGAGCAAGCAGAGGGAUUUUGGAAGAGUUACAAAACGUGUUCGAACAACUGAUGGUGGUAGCACAGGAACUGUAAGGAACCUGCGUAUAAGAGAAGACACUGCAAAGUACUUGCAGAACCUUGAUGUCCACUCAGCUUAUUACGACCCUAAGUCUCGAUCCAUGCGUGAAGAUCCUCUCCCACAUGAAGAUCCGAAUGAGAGUUUUUGUAUGGGAGAUAAUCAAUAUAGAAACAGUGGCCAAGCUCUGGAGUUUAAACAGCUAUACACCUAUUCAUAUGAAGCCUUUGAAAAGGGACUACAUGACAUACAUAUGCAAGCUGCUCCAUCACAAACUGAGUUGAUUUAUAAGAGGUGUAAGGUUGGUAAAGAGAACCAGAGAUCUCAGAUGAAGGAGUCAAUCAUGGCAAAGUAUGGUAAUGCAGCUGCAAAAGAUGACAUCCCGAGGGAGCUUUUGCUUGGAUAAAGUGAAAGAAAGGUUGAGUAUGACUGAGCAGGCUGGAGGAUUAUAUAG